AUAUGAUUCAUCAUGCACAGUAUCAAUUCCUCUAACAUUGAGAUCACCACCUUCUUCCUGAUUGGAAUCCCAGGACUGGAGCAUAUUCAUGCUUGGAUCUCUGUCCCCAUCUGCUUCAUGUACCUGGUGGCCAUCUUUGGCAACUGCACCAUCCUCUUUGUGAUCAGGACAGAGUCCUCACUCCAUGCACCCAUGUACUAUUUCCUUUCUGUGUUGGCUGUCUCUGACCUGGGCCUCUCCCUCUCAUCCCUCCCCACUAUGCUGAGGAUAUUUGUUUUCAAUGCUACAGGAAUUUCCCCAAAUGCCUGCUUUGCUCAAGAAUUCUUUAUCCACGGAUUUACAGAUAUGGAGUCCUCAAUGCUCCUGGCCAUGUCUUUUGACCGCUUUUUGGCCAUACGUCACCCUCUGAGAUAUAGCUCUAUCCUCACCAAUGCCAGAGUUGCCAAAAUGGGCGCCCCGGGCCUGGUGUUUCUAAUUAAAAGCAUGCUCUUAGUGCUCCCAUUCCCUUUCACUCUCAAAAAAUUGACAUAUUGUAGGAAAAGCCUACUUUCUCACUCUUAUUGUCUACACCAGGAUGUCAUGAAGCUGGCCUGCUCUGACAACACAGUCAACUUUUUCUAUGGUUUCUUUGUUGCCCUCUGUAUGAUGUCAGACAGUGUAUUCAUUCUUGUGUCCUACAUAUUCAUCCUGAAGACGGUGAUGGGAAUUGGAUCCCAUAAGGAGCGGCUCAAGGCUCUCAACACCUGUGUCUCCCACAUCUGUGCUGUGCUCAUCUUCUAUGUGCCCAUCAUUGCUUUGGCCUCCAUGCACCGCUUUGGCAAGCACAAGUCCCCAGUGGCCAUGAUCCUCAUUGCGGACAUUUUCUUACUAGUACCACCUCUGAUGAAUCCCAUUGUAUACUGUGUGAAGACGCGGCAAAUUCGUGAGAAGGUUUGGGGGAAAUUAUGUCUAAAAUAA
This is a messenger RNA of Neofelis nebulosa (Clouded leopard), 957 nucleotides long. Its product is annotated as olfactory receptor 51A7-like. NCBI's taxonomy places the organism in Eukaryota, Metazoa, Chordata, Mammalia, Carnivora, Felidae. Gene Ontology annotation, biological process: G protein-coupled receptor signaling pathway. Gene Ontology annotation, cellular component: membrane. The coding region runs from base 13 to 957 and encodes 314 amino acids. Gene Ontology annotation, molecular function: G protein-coupled receptor activity; olfactory receptor activity. The transcript has 2 exons. The record is from RefSeq and is a predicted model, not a curated record.